Molecule: messenger RNA, 1886 nt
Organism: Myxocyprinus asiaticus (Chinese sucker)
Lineage: Eukaryota; Metazoa; Chordata; Actinopteri; Cypriniformes; Catostomidae
Gene: gmppab
Product: GDP-mannose pyrophosphorylase Ab
Exons: 12
Coding region: 266-1534 (422 amino acids)
Biological process (GO): biosynthetic process
Cellular component (GO): cytoplasm
Molecular function (GO): transferase activity
Source: RefSeq, a predicted model, not a curated record
AGUACAAACACUUCCGCUUUACUGUAGGCAAUGGGUGGAAUGAAACAUCUUAGUAUUGAUUGAACAAGUGUACUACUCAGUUUUGCUUUAUUAUAAAACUAGACUUUGAAGCAGUUGGAAACUUUCCGAUCGUUUUUUAAAUAGUUUUACUUGAAUCGGCUACGAUAAUAAUAAUAAUACUAAUAAUAAAACUGACGGGAUAUAAACAGCGUUAUUAAACCAGUAUUUAAUCGUCUUGAACAGUGAACUGCAUCAUAAUUUGACGAUGUUAAAAGCGAUUAUCUUAAUUGGGGGCCCUCAAAAAGGUACCAGGUUCCGUCCACUGUCAUUCGAGGUGCCCAAACCACUGUUUCCUGUGGCAGGGGUUCCCAUGCUGCAGCAUCAUAUAGAAGCCUGUGCCAAAGUUCCUGAUAUGAAAGAGAUCAUCUUAUUAGGUUUUUAUCAGCCCAAUGAGGAGCUAAACCGCUUCAUUUCUUCUGCUCAGCAGGAGUUUAAAGUCUCAAUAAGGUACUUGCAGGAGUUUGCCGCUCUUGGUACAGGUGGUGGUAUCUAUCAUUUUCGUGAUCAGAUCCUGUCUGGAGGGCCGGAUGCAUUUUUCCUCAUGAAUGCAGACGUUUGCUCUGAGUUCCCCUUGCAAGAAAUGCUACGUUUCCAUCGUCAACAUGGGGAAAGUCAUUGUGGUGUCAUUCUUGGAACCACAGCCAAUAGAAAGCAAUCCUUGAACUACGGUUGCAUUGUUGAAAAGCAGCAAACAAAUGAGGUGCUCCAUUUUGUCGAGAAACCCAGUACAUUCGUAAGUGACAUUAUCAACUGUGGCAUCUAUUUUUUCACACCAGAAAUUUUCAGCCAUAUUGGGAAGGUUUUCCAGAGGAACCAACAAGAGAGGCUCCAAGAAGAGCUCACUUACAGCAGACAGAUGCCAGAGGUGAUUCAUCUGGAACAGGACAUCUUUACAAGCCUUGCAGGACAGAAAAAACUCUAUGUCUACAAAAUCCAGCAUUUCUGGAGUCAGAUCAAGUCUGCGGGGUCAGCAAUAUAUGCUAGCCGCUUGUACCUCAAACAGUACCAUCAGACACAUCCUGAGAGACUGGCCACAAACCAAGAUGGAACCCCAAAAAUAAUAGGAGAUGUUUACAUCCACCCUACAGCAAAUAUUGACCCCUCUGCUGUGCUGGGUCCCAAUGUUUCCAUUGGGAAAGGGGUGACAAUUGGAGGAGGUGUAAGAGUGAGGGAGUCCAUCAUUUUACAUGGAGCCAUAUUACAGGACCACUGCUGUGUGUUAAACAGUAUUGUUGGGUGGGACAGUACAGUGGGGAAGUGGGCAAGAGUGGAGGGAACCCCAAGUGACCCGAACCCCAAUGACCCUUAUGCCAAAAUCGACAGUGAGACAUUGUUUAGGGAUGGAGGACUGACUCCAUCUAUCACCAUCCUUGGCUGCAAUGUCAGUAUUCCAUCAGAAGUCAUCAUUCGAAAUUCUAUUGUCUUGCCUCAUAAAGACCUCAACCGAAGCUUCAAAAACCAGAUUAUUUUAUAGAAGAUCUUCGCCUAUGACUUCCUGAGUUAAGACAUUGGGACUGCACAAAUUAUUGUUAAAUGUUUAUCAUUAUUUAAUUUUAUAAAUGUUGUAUUUUGUAUUCAAAGAUCAGAGACAAUGUAUUGAUCAAAUUGUAUUGUAAAAAUUAAUGAGGUGCAUAUUAGGGUAAGGAAUAAUUGGAAUUUCAUACUCGAUGUUAUGCUGAAGCACUGGCCUUGUCCACAUGCAGUAACACAACACAGCAUAAAUCUGUGUGGUUAUCUAAUGUGUAUUUUUUUAUGCCAAAAUGAGCACAGAUUGAUGCCUGAUGUUUCUGUAAUUUUAAUGAAAAAAUAAAACUGAACGUAAUCCU